UCACGUGCUGGUUUCAAUUUCCUGUUUACCACUUGUUCCUUGAGACAGUUCAUUUCAACACUUGCACAUUCGUGUGAUUUUGAUCGAGAACAACAAAUACGCAUUUGAAUCCCUGCAGCUACGGAAUUAAUCGUUUUGGAAACGUUCAUAUUUUUCUGUCAUCUUUGCCUUGCGGAAAUUAAGACGUGACAUUGAGGAAACGCGUGACUAGGCCAGGAGUCCUUGAGAUUUCCUGAGUCAGGCCCCCGGACUACAUGAUUGAAGCUCGUAACGUUAGUAUUACUCUGUCAACACCAAACAUACGCGUGAUGAGGGCAAGGACUACAAACAAGUCAGCUGGGUGAUCGUCUGCAUUCAAUUUUAAAGGCUAACUUUUGGUAAUGUGGUGGUUUUAACUUGGAGCGUGGAUACGUUCUAAAAUGAGUUAAAUUAACUAGAUAAAGUUAGCUAACGUUAGACAACCAAAUCAUCCACCUCCGGCUAAGUUAGCCACGUUACCUACAGCCUUCUUGCCUGGACAGUUUUGCCUGGAAGAUUUAGUUAAGACGCCCUUGUUUGUAGAGGGUUCCAAACCGGCGGUGCCCUGCAUUCAGGAAAAAUACCCGGCUCCGGCCCCUUCAAGCGGGCAGUCAGAAAUAAACUGGCUGGGAAGGGAUGGCCUGGUGGCUCUUCCCGUUCCCAAUGUGCUGCGGUGUUUGAGGGCGGACGAGUUCGGAUAGAGCCCAAGGUGGGUCGCGGAACGAUGAUGGCUGCAUCCCCGUCUGUGUCUGGGAGCCUAACGGCCUCCGGACAAACGUUAUCCGGGAGAAAGAGCGAGGAAAUAGCGGAUUUGAUAGAUUUGUUUUCGAAGACACAGUACAGAGCGAAAGAAGCCUCCCAACGGGUCGAGACGAUAGAGAAGCGUUGCUUGGAACUCUUCGGCCGAGACUACAAGUACAGCGUCAUCCACAACACCAACGGCGAGGUGUGUGGCCACUACCCACAGCAGAUAGUCUUCCUGGAGUAUGAAAGCACCGAGCUCCAUAAAGACAGGUUUGAGAGCACGGUCCAGAUCACAAAGCUGCAGGACCUGGUGAACCGCAGUAAGAUGGCCCGCUGCCGAGGGAGGUUCGUCUGCCCAGUCAUCCUCUACAAUGGCAAACAUAUUUGUCGGUCGUCCACUUUGGCAGGCUGGGGGGAGCUAUACGGACGCACCGGCUACAACUACAUCUUCUCCGGUGGUACUGAUGACACGUGGGGGGCAGAGUCCGAGCCAGAGGUUCCAGAGGACGACAGUGUGAGGAACGGGGACUCUCAACUCUUUGACAAGGUGCGGGGUCUGGACAUCAAGCUGCUGCGCUACCUCUCUGUGCGCUACAUCUGUGACCUCAUGGUGGAGAACAAGAAGGUCAAGUUUGGCCUUAAUGUCACCUCGUCUGAGAAGGUGGAUAAGGCCCAACGCUAUGCGGACUUCACCCUGCUCUCUGUGCCUUACCCGGGGUGUGAGUUCUUUAAGGACUACAAAGAUCGAGACUACACUGCCGAGGGACUAGUAUUCAACUGGAAUCAGGAUUUUGUGGAUGCUCCUUUGACAAUCCCUGCGUGCUUUACCAAGAACUUGAGUAUAAACUGGAGUGAAUAUCAGUCUUGGGACCUGGUCCAUCAGACCCAGAACUACCUGAAGCUGCUGCUUCACAUCAUCAACAGCGACGAUGAGAGCGGUCUCCUGGUUCACUGCAUAUCUGGUUGGGACCGGACGCCUCUUUUCGUGUCCCUCCUGCGGCUCUCACUGUGGGCAGAUGGUGCUGUCCACGCCAGCCUGGAGCCUACUGAAAUCCUCUAUCUGACAAUCGCCUACGACUGGUUCCUCUUUGGUCAUAUGCUGCCUGAUCGCCUCACCAAAGGAGAGGAGAUUUUCUUUUUUUGCUUCAAUUUUUUGAAGCACAUUGUCUCAGAGAAGUUCUCUGCCAAGAAGAAACAGAGGAGGAAAAACUCUCAAUUCAAAGACACUGAUUUCACAGUGGACGACCUCUGCAAGUUGAAGUCCAGGGAGGCCAGGGGCAGCGUGACCAGUUUGAGCAGUGACUUCUCUCUGAUUACGGAGGACGCGGGCGGCGCCUCCAGCCUCACCAAUGAGGCCGUGGACCUGUUCUCCGGCCAGCCUCUGGGAGCCUCCAGCUGGAGGAAGGGACACACCUCGUCCCCCCAGGCGGUGCUGUGGAACCGGCCCGACCCCAUGCAUGAGCGUCUGGCCCAUCCCCUCAGCCAAGAGGCCAAGUCUUCCAGCUCCUCCUCCUCCAACCAAUCGGAGCAGGGCUUCACACGCGCCGGCAGCAGUCCUAUGUCUGUGCCUGGGAGAAGGCUGGCGGCGGAGUACGCCCAAUCCGGCUCCUCCCUCUCCAUGGACUACGGCAGCUGGCAGCUCGUGUCGGGCUGCGGCUCCAUCCAUGACCAUGGACAGGUCGCCGCCGCCAACGACUCGCCCCUCCCCUUUAGCUUCCAGGACGAGGGGCCCAGCGGACGCAUGUGCCCGUCUCCCUCGGAGCGUCAGGUUCGUCUGGAGGCGGUGAGGGAGGUGUUCCUUGCAGCCUACAGCUCCACCGUGGGGCUCAAGUCCAGCGCGCCCAGCCCCUCCGGCGCCAUCACAGGCCUUCUGGAGCAGUUUGCCCGCGGCGUUGGCCUCCGGGGCACCAACAGCAUCAUCUGAUCUAGGAUUAGGUCACCCACCGCAAAUGUGAAAUCUGGGCCCGUAGUUAUCGUAUUCAUAAAGCGUCUGAGUAGGAGUUCUGAUCUAGGAUCAGUUUUUCCUCUUCGAUCAAAAUGAAUACAAUCAUAUCGGCAGGCAUGACCUGAUUCUAGAUCUACCCUCCUAGGCUCUUUGUGAAUAUGGUCCCCUCCCCCUACACCUCCCUUCCGCUUAACCCCGUCCUGUAACACCUUGUGGUUGAAUUGCGAUCCACGAUCAGCAUUAAUUUUUUUUGGAAAGCCACAUCCUGUUUCGUAUGGACUUUAAUAAAAUAAAAAGUGCAAAUUUCUCUACUCUAUCCAGGUGCUGAUGCGUCUUUAAAAAAGCAUUUUUAUAGAUAGAUAUAUCUAUCAAACCCAGAUAAAAAAAAAUCUCUUUCCAUUUUUAAAAUUUUUUUUUUUAUUCAUGCCUUCCAACUUAUUCUCUGGACUUUUGCCUUUUUUUGUUUUGCACAUUUUUGUCAAUUCAGGGAGUGGUUUGGGGGUGAUAACAAUGCCAGCCACAGUAUCAAAAAGGGACAGCUGGCCAUUGUAUAAAAAAAUGUGCAGCAUGGUUUAGAACAACUUGUCAUUUAUCUUUGGUUGGCGCUAAGAACGUGGUCAGAGUACAAAGGACUUUUUACAUGGACACCUUUUUAUGUGGAGUUCUUCCUUUUCUGUUUUUAAAAUAAUGAUUUGGGAUUCAACGUGCUGAUCGUCCUAAAUGGAGGAGACCACCACCCUUCUCUUUUCUUCAGUGACUGAACUCAUGAAAGCUGCUAUUCAGUGCUGAAUCAAGCUGAAGCAUAAACCAUAUCAUUGUAGUGGAUACUGUGGUUUACAUACAAACAGCACUAGUCAAGUGUGUCAGGGCAACAGAACAGAUGUUUUUUUAUAACCUAAUUCGACGUAGAAAAGUCUGUCAAGCUGUAUGUAAAAUGUAAUAUGUUGACUCCUAAAACACCAUCAGUGCAAACCUUUAGCUGAUUUUUUACAAUUGGUUAAUUAUCUUGAAUAAUCAAACUUGUGGUCAGAUAAGUCACUUAUGUGCAGACUUAAAAGCAAAGAUCAGUUUAACAUUGUCGCCAUACAAAACAUUUUUAUACGGUUUUCCUAUGUUUUAAAUUAAUUUAAACCGCACAUACACACCAUUAGACCGGUCCCAGAUCUGUUUGUGCUCUCUUGCUGAUUCCUAUGGUUGUUGCGGGAACCAAUCUGGGAUCAAGCUACACCAUCAUUACUGGUGCUUAAGUCCGCAAGCCAGGAGAAGUCAGUCCCAUUGCUGGGCUGUGUUAGGUCUUUUCAAGGUGCUUAUAUUUGAGCCCACUUCUGACAGCUAUUCAUACGGUCAGUCACUUCAUCUCAACUUUUGUCUCUCAGUUUUGUGACAUGACGGCUCCAAGCCACACCGCUUUCGGUCUUUGUUAUUGCUGUACGUAAGUUUAUGGCCUCGUUCCAGUCUGACUACAUUGCAGUAGCCAGAUCUCCCAACACAUGGAUAGGUGUUAAACAUAUUGACUUACUGCAUGAUCUCCUCUAGCAAUAUGAAAGACAUGGCACAGAACCAUUGGUUGAUGUGAGCAGCGCGACUGCAAUAUAAGCAGCCUGGAACAUUAUUUGAUAUAGAAAUCUGAUGGCCGUCUGCUAAGUUGGUUGAUGCAUGCAGCACGACUGCAAUGUAGUCGGACCUGGAACGUGACCACGGGAGGUAGCGAUUAUGCAGGAAAAUGGCAGUGUUGUGGCGCCAUUGCAUUGAAAGAUAUUCGAGGCAGCACUUACUGUGAUUUGUUUAGCUUGUUUGCAACGCCAAAUGGUUUUGACGGCUGCUGUACUGUACCUCAGGACCUUUUUUUGUGCCUUUUCAGCGGUAGCAGUGGAAGAGAUUCACCAUUUUUUUUUUUUUUUUACCUUUUUUUCCAAAGUAAUUUCUGUUUCUUAUACAUUUUAAAGAGCUUGUUGUUUUUUAAAUGCUUUGUGAGAAUCCACAACUAAGAGCUAGCUACUACACUUUAAAACACCAUAGCAUUAGUCAGUUGAAAGGCAAGCUAAUGGCUUAAUCCUUCAAUCACUUGAAUGCAAAAUGAUUUAUAUUUUUUCAGUCUUUGUUCAAUAAUGUUUGUCUAUGGUCAAUGGCAAUUGAUCAUAAUGUACAAUAUUGUUUCUACAAAGUCUGUGUGAGAUCUUUCUGUCAAUCAGUUGGGUUUAAGGGGAGAUGGGGUGAAGGUUCAGGAAUAUCGGUGUGAGAAGUUACCUUUUUUUAUAGAGUAUUCUCGCUUGUCAAUCAGUGUGCAGACUGAUGUAGUAUUGGGACAUCUGGUUUUAACUCAUUUGUACAUUCUCUGUCUCACUGGAUCAUCCAACAGUCUACUUUGUUGGAAGCUUACCUGGUGACUUUCUUUCACUUGUCCAAUCCUUUGAAAUCAAAGAAAGGAAACUACUUUGGGCCCUCCUCACCUUUCCUGAACAUAACCCAUCAAAGAAUUUCAGAGACAAUUUAGCAAAAACAUUUGAACUACAUCGCAUCCUGUUAUCAAACUUCGUUAUGAUUUACCACACCAGAGAAAUUAUUGAAAACCGGCAUGUCCAUGGUAGGAUACAUUGGUGACACUUGGGUCUAUUCCUAGGUCCCUGUUUGUAGGGAAAAGGCCCAGAGCCCCUAGACAAUUUGCAGUUGAUACAUUCCUUUCAGUUCACACUUUUCACUGGGUACAUUAUUUACCUUUAGGAUUACGCAAGCACCUCACGUGAUUGUUCAACUCAACCAUGUUUUUGCAUGUAAUUUCCCCCAAAUAAUUGAAACUAGUGGAAUAUACAGUACAUGGAUACAUGUUUCCUAAAUUAACCUUCCAUUUUAGUAUGACUAUUUUCUUUUGAUUUUACAGAAAUGCUGCAUUGCACUCAUCUUCCUUAUUGACGUGUCAAUCUCUUUACACAGACAUCUUCGGGUUGAGUCAUUUAAGUAAUUUUAUCUUGGUUUUUGUUUUAAAUUGCUCUUAAUUCGCCAGAGAGAGAAUGGGCUACAUUGAGAAAGGUGAAUUGAUAUGCAGGUGGUUAUUAUGAAUAAAGGAAAAACAAAUAAAAUGUAUGUACAAUCA
Molecule: messenger RNA, 5798 nt
Organism: Oncorhynchus nerka (sockeye salmon)
Lineage: Eukaryota; Metazoa; Chordata; Actinopteri; Salmoniformes; Salmonidae
Product: myotubularin-related protein 14-like
Exons: 19
Coding region: 743-2686 (647 amino acids)
Biological process (GO): dephosphorylation
Molecular function (GO): phosphatidylinositol-3-phosphate phosphatase activity
Source: RefSeq, a predicted model, not a curated record